GUGUUUAUCUUUUUAACAUUUCCUAUAAGCGUAGGAAGUUGGUUCUAGUUCCCAUCAGAUUAUUUUAAAGCGGAAGAGCUGUUUUUUUGAAGAAAAAUUGUUUUGAAACAAACUUUAUACCUAUGAAGAAUCUAAUUCUAUUUUUAUUCCUGUUAGGACAUUGUUUAAUGAUUGUAACUCAAAGUCAGACAUUCAGAAUAAAUCCUCGUGUAGCACAGCAAAAUAGAUUAUAUCAUGUAUCUUCUAAACCCAGAAUUCAACAUCUUAGACACCAAGUUUUAUCAAAUAAUUUUCAAAGAGAUGCAGUUUCAUCAACAACAAGAAAUAAUGGGAAUUAUGUAUUUGAAAGAACUGUUCCUAGAAUCACUCAGUCUGUAACAAGUCACCGAAUUAGAAAUAAUGGAAAUUACAAUGGAAAUGGAAACCAUUUAUCUCCAUCAUACACAAGAAAUGGCAACCAUCAUCUUAUUACUAUUCCAGUACCACCUAAUUCUUUUACUAAAAUAACUGUACCAUUUAAAAAUUUAAAGUUAUCUGCAAAUAGAAAUCAUAUUUUAUCAUCAAGACCAGUUGUUUCACAAAGUGUUCAUCCUUCAUUUAGUCAAAAUCAUUUUCUUUCUUCAAAUGGUUAUUUUCAUUCAUAUCCUAAUCCAUCUUCUAAUGUGUAUUCUCCAAAUUAUUUAUAUCAUUCAUCUAUGAUGAAUCCUUCUCCACAACAUCAUCAAGUGAUUGUUCAUAUUGGUACUAAAAGAUAUCCAUCAUUACCAGAAACUUAUGUUUCUCCAAAAAAUACUUAUAACUUUUAUCCUCAAAGUGAUUCUUCCAAGAGUUCUUUUAAUAAUGGAGUUUAUAAUAAUCAGUUUUCUAAUAGAAAUAAUUUUUAUAUCCCAGAUAAACCACCUUUACAGAACAGAAUACAGAACCAUCAUUUAUUGUCUCUUCAUAAUAUUUCUCAAGUACCACCUCGUAUUGUCAUAUCUUCUCCUACACACUAUUUGCCCAAAAGUUAUAAUGAUUGGAGAUCAUCCUUAGGCACUUCUGCCUUAGAAAAGAAACCAAUUACACCACAUACAUUAAGAACUAAUAUUAAACUUUCAAAAUCAAAUUCUUCGUUAAACUCUAAGGAUUUCAUAGUUAAAAGUGAUUCAGCAAAUUUAUUACCUAUGCAUGUCAGACCAACUGUAAAUAAAGAUAUAUUUGAAAAGAGAAGAAAUACCUUAAUUCAUGUGAAAGUACGUCAUCCACAGAGAUAUAAUAGGAAUUCAUCAAGACCAGUCAAUCCUACUCACCCACCUGUCAUUGUUCGAUCAUCUGCAGUGCCAAGAUUUUUUCCAAACUCUCCAAAGAUAGAGUACCCACCUAAUUGUAUUAGAUGUCCAAGUGAUCAAAUACUAAUAAUUGAGAAAGGAAAAAGUUGUGCUACUGUAACUGUACCUCCAGUUAAGGCAUGUUCUCGAAUUACAAAAACACCUGGUAAAAUGGAUGUGUUACUGGGCAUAGGUCCUAAACCCGGAAGUUCAGUUAAAGAAGGUGCUUAUAUGAUGCAGUUUCAUAUUCUUAAAGCUGGAUCCAAAGUAAAAACAUGCCAAUUUAGGUUAAACGUUAAAGCAUUGAAAUGUCCCAAAAUACAGAAUCCAAAGAAUGGAAUGAUUCAUUGCACAAAUAAAGGAUAUUGGGGAAGCAUCUGUAAUUUUGUUUGUGAAGAUGGAUAUGCAUUGGUAGGAGAACCAGCAGUAUCAUGUGAUGGAAACAAAAAACUUGUUUAUUGGAAUUCAUCUAUUCCAAACUGUGAAAUUUCAGCUUUAAGCUGUCCACCAAUACAGACUCCAAAAAAUGGAUAUGUUGAUUGUACAAAUUAUAUACAUCAGGGAAGUAUUUGUACCUUUACCUGUGAUGAAGGGUAUAUUUUAGUUGGAGAAACAUCAACAUCAUGUAGAGGGGAUAAGACAUUUGUCACCUGGACUUCAUCAUUACCAACUUGUGAAAGAUUAAAAUGUCCAUCAAUACAGAUUCCAGAAAAUGUAAAUGUUCAAUGUUCAGAUAAAGAAUAUUGGGGAAGUAUCUGCAGUUUUGUUUGUGAUGAAGGCUAUGCACUGAUUGGAGAAUCAUCAGUAUUAUGUGAAGGAAAUAAACAUAUCAACUGGAAUGCUUCCAAUCCAACAUGUGAAAGAUUAAAAUGUGCAUCAAUACAGAUUCCAGAAAAUGCAAAUGUUCAAUGUACAGAUGAAGGAAACUUGGGAAGUAUCUGCAGUUUCAUUUGUGAUGAAGGAUACGCAUUGAUUGGAGAACCUUCAAUAUCAUGUAAAGGAAAUAAACAUGCUAGCUGGAGUGCUCCAAUUCCAAUUUGUGAAGCAUUGAAAUGUCCAACAGUUCAGAUUCCAAAGAAUGGAAAUGUUCAGUGUACAAAUAAUGGAUAUUGGAGAAGUAUCUGCACUUUUAGUUGUGAUGAUGGAUAUACAUUAGUUGGACAACCAUCAAUAUUAUGUAAAGAAAAUGGAAAGCAUAUCAGUUGGAAUUCCUCCAUCCCAACAUGUGAAAAGCUGCAGACUUCGGAAUUAACUAAUAUGCAAUGUCGUAAACCUGCUAAUCCAAAAAAUGGACUUAUACAUUGUUUAUCUGGAGAUCAGGAAAUGCUUGCAUCUGGUACUAUAUGCCGAUAUUUAUGUGAUGUUGGUUAUGAAAUACCAUCUCAUUUAAUACAGUUUGGAGUCAUUAUGUGCAUUGAUCAACAAUGGAAUACAUCAAAUACGAUAGACUGUCAAUCUAUUCAAUGCCCAAAACCCAAUGAACCAGAAAAUGGCUAUUUAAGUUGUGAUGAUGUAGCUUCAGAAUGGAGUGAACGAGGAGAUACUUCUGUUACUAAUCAACCAAAUUAUAUUAAUGGAACGAAAUGUCAUUUUAAUUGUAAACCUAAUUACAUCAUACCUACAAGUCAUUUGAACAAAACUACUAUUGAAUGUAUUGCUCCUUACUGGAAUAAUAGUGAUUUUCCACAAUGUCUUAAAAAAAUAAAUCCCAUUCAAUAUAAGGAUGACUGUCAAAAUCAAACCAUAAUUACUGCAAAUAAAACGUUAGAAAUAACACCACCACGAUUUAUUACAGUUGAUGGUAAAAUUGUAAUUUCAAACUGUUCUUUAAAUAAUAAUCUUGAACCAGGAAGCUAUGAAAAUUAUUGUGAAGCAGAAGAUCCAGAAUUAAGAGUGUUUGGAAAUUGUUCAUAUACAAUUGAUGUUAAGACUUUAGAAUGUAAUCAACCACCAACAAUUAAUUUUAGUACAGUGAGCUGCACCUCUAGCAAUGAAGAUACAUAUCCAGUGAAUACUGAAUGCCAUUAUAACUGUUCCAGUGGUUAUGUUAUUCCAGUAAGCAUGAAACACUUAGGAACACUUAUCUGUCUUCCUUCAGCAGUUUGGAAUGUAACAGAAUUACCUGAAUGCAAAAAAAGGAUUGUUCCAGAACCAAAAAAAGAUGCCUGCAUUGAUAUAGAAUAUGAAACAGAUGAUCCAUCAACAAUAAUUUUAAAAAAUCCAGUUUUUCUUACAUCGGAGGGUAAACCAGCUGAAGUUUCUUGUACAUUGUCAAAUGUAUUAGAUCAUGGAAUUCACGAAAAUACCUGUAAAGCAAUGGAUGUUGAAUUGCAAACAUUUGCUUCAUGUAAAUAUACUAUAACAGUAAAAGAUAAAGGGCAUACAGAUAGUAGUUCAGGACGUGAAUGUGAUGCAUUGAAAUCUCCAACUAAUGGAUACAUUGAAUGCCAGAAUAUAAAUGGAAAAUACCGUUGUGAAGUGAAAUGUAAAGUUGGUUAUGGUUUCCGUUCAUUAUACACAUUAUUACAAAGAGGAUUCAUAGAAUGUAAUACAACAAAUGGAUAUUGGGAUUUUCAACAAUUUCAUGGUUUGCUUAAUUUACCAGAUUGUUUAGGUCAACUUCCAUCAACAUCUCUCCAAGCAUCAGUGAUGUUUAAAGCAGGAGUAGAAAACUGUUCAGACUAUAUUGCUUUAAAUAAGAUGAUGACUGUUAUAAAAGAAAGUCUCUUGAAAAGAACUAUAAAGCAUUGUUUUGCAGUUGAUUGUACUGAUAUAAAUUAUGUAUGUGGUGAAGACAAAGAGAAAAAUAAUCAGGCUAUUGAAACAAUUUGGACACUUAGGGCAACUUAUCUUAUUGAAGAUUAUGAAGAUACUGAAAAUGUUUCUGAUGCAGAAACAAAAAUUGAAGAAAUUCUAGCAAAUACAAGCAGAAUUAUAUUUAAAGAUGAAACAUUUAAAGAAGAAUUAUAUAGUGUUGGAGCUACUUUAUGGCAAGAUUCUUUUGAUCAAAGUUCUUUUGAAUUAGUUUGUCCUAUUAAUGGAUAUAUUAUUGAUCCGGGUACUGAUAAAUGUUUUGAAUGUCCAAGUGGAACAUUUGAAGAGGAUGGUAGAUGCGAGUACUGUCCAGGAAAUCAUUAUCAAGAUAGAACAGGAAAAACUAAAUGUAAAGCAUGCCCAAGAGGAACAGUUUCUGUUGCUGGUUCUCGGUCCAAAUCUGACUGUAAAGCUCUUGAUCAAGAUCGUCCUCUACGGUCAUCUAGAUCUGCACGAGACCAGUCAUCAACCGAAUUGAAUUAUAACACACCAUGUGAUUCUCAUCCAUGUAAUUAUGGAGGAACAUGUAUUCUUACACAAAAUUCUUAUAUUUGUUUGUGCAAACAAGGCUAUGCAGGUACUAAAUGUGAAACAAUUAUUUGUCCAGAAAAUUACUGCUUAAAUGGUGGUACUUGUACUUCAUUGCAUAAUAAUAAUGUUGGCUGUUUAUGCCCAAAAUUUUAUACUGGAGUACAUUGUGAAAUCAAAACAGGUUUGUGAAACAAAAAAUUAUAAUUAUUUGUGUACGUUUAUUAUUUUUAUAUAAAAACUGAAAUAUAUCUGAAUUGAAUUAACAGUGAAAAUUAUUUUGAAAAAAUUAAUCAAAAUUUUAUAUGUAAGAGAUGAUCAAAAAGUUUUGAUUGACAGCACUGCAUGUGUGAUGUCCAGAGUGAACUGAUUCGAAGCCACUGAUCCAGUGAUUUAGUGAGGUAUUUGUUGCAUUUGGAAUGUAUAGUACCCAUAUUGAUAGUAUUAUUGCUGCUAAAUAUGUCCAAAUCAGAUCAAUGUGCCAUUGUCCCCACAGGGUCAGUCUGUAUAAUUAGUGGGGAUGGGCUGUUGUAAAAACACAAUGAGUAAGAAAAAUUUCUUUGUCGUGUUUUGAGUGGAUAUACAAAAUAAGGUGUAUUUGUUAUGUGCAAUACCCAUUUCUAACUUCUACUUUUUAUUUUAUACCAUACUAAAAAAUCAAAAUAUGUUGAGAGGGGACCAAUUUGCUGAUACAAAAAUAUUCAGGGGAUAUGUUUCCUCUGUGCCAUUUUUCACUGCAAAAGGACAAAACGAUGGAGAUGCAUCCUAGAGUGAUGAUGUGUGGGGAUGCAUGCCUGUCCAAAACCACCAUUAUGGAAUGAUGUGCAAAGUUCUAACAUCAAACAAAAGUUAGACACUCUUAAAUGGAAGACUCUUGGACCAUUGUAAAGUCCAGAUAUCUCUCCAUGUCUUUGAUUCUUUGAAAAAGUCUGAAAGGAUGAUGAACGACAGAAGGCAAUAUUGGACUUUUUUAUUUAGCAGCCUGACUUCUGCUGGAUGAUCAAUGAGACAAUUUCCUUACCACCAGUGGCAAUUUCUUCUAAAUCUAAUGAACCUACUGGGUCUUAUAGCUCUUGAACAGAGACUUUUUGAUCAUCCUUUAUAAACAAAACAUAUUUCAUGAAGAAUAUGAAAAAUUGUUAUUCUUCCUUAGUGUAAAGAUAAAUUGGAAAG
This is a messenger RNA of Centruroides sculpturatus (bark scorpion), 5822 nucleotides long. RefSeq names its product sushi, von Willebrand factor type A, EGF and pentraxin domain-containing protein 1-like. The transcript has 23 exons. Lineage: Eukaryota; Metazoa; Arthropoda; Arachnida; Scorpiones; Buthidae. The record is from RefSeq and is a predicted model, not a curated record. Bases 123 to 4841 code for a protein of 1572 amino acids.